Messenger RNA from Cooperia oncophora, 255 nucleotides. NCBI's taxonomy places the organism in Eukaryota, Metazoa, Nematoda, Chromadorea, Rhabditida, Trichostrongylidae. The record is from the annotation of a GenBank genome assembly.
AUGCAUUUUGCGAAGUCUCGUCACUUGGACCUAGGCUAUAAUGUUCUCGAAACGUUCAAGAAGAAUACAAUGGAUGGAGCUGACAAAAUGCUCGAAAUAAUCCUCAGAGGCAAUGGCAUACUUGAGCUGCAAAGUCACGCUUUCGCCUGCUGCCCAAAACUCUCGACUGUGGACCUGUCGCACAAUCACCUACGCACAAUCCACAAGGACACGUUCUCUGACCAGGUGAGAAAAAAAACUUUCUCGAGGACAUAA